AUGAGCGAGGAAGCCAAGAUAUCACAUCGCCAACAACACCAAAGAUUUGACCGAGACACUGAUAUAGAGCAUCUCUACCAGGUCUUUUCGCCAGAGAAGUUUCAAGGCAAUCGACUGGCUAUCGUCUCGGUGAGGGGCAAUGCGCUCACACAGCAGCGCAAGUCCCUUAUUGCAAAGGAAUUCGGGUACUCGGAGACCGUGUUUUUGCAUGAUGCACCUGGACCGGGUCGUCCACGGCUUUGUGAGAUCUUCACUGAGACGGGCGAGGAGGUGCCCUUUGCAGGACAUCCGGUUAUUGGAGCUGCACAUUAUAUAUUCACCUAUAUCGACAAAUUGCCGUAUCGAGGACCCCAAGAUCGAGAUACAGGACAACAGACAGCUGUCCUCCAAACAAAAGCCGGGAGAAUCCCCAUCUUCUACAACAUCUACAGGCAAGUCGCGGCUUGCGCCGUCCCGUUCCGAUUCCAUGUCCACACAGAUCGGGUCACCAUUGAGAAGGUCAUCAGCACACAACCGCACGUUCAGAUCGUGCCCACCAUAGAAAACGUGAAAGAGAAAUCCUACCCAGUCGUCUCGAUCUUGAAAGGGAUGACCUUUGCGCUGGUGGAUUUGACCGAUGCGCCUGAAGUCCUGGCAGCGUUGCGACCAGGUCAAGCGCCUGAGGUCGAACUUGAUAAAGAUUGGUCCCCGAGUUUUGUAGGUUGCCUGUACUAUAAAAUCGUGGGACUGGCCGAUCAAGAAGGAGAGCCUACAAUUCACAACAUCCAGGCUCGCAUGAUAUCGCACGGUAUUGAAGAUCCAGGCACCGGAAGUGCAUGUUCUGCGUUGGCGUGUUACCUGUCGUUGACUUCCCGCUCGUCCCAAGGAUCGAACAAGGAGGAGGCCAGCGAGCCCUCUGCAAAUUCGGUGGAAAGGGUCGAGGCGAAAACAAAGGAUCUGAAAAUUGAGGAGAAGACGGAGAGAAUGGUGUUUGGAAUUCAGCAGGGUAUCGAAAUGGGCCGCGCGUGCACCAUCGCUGUUGAGGUUGACGUGAAAACGGAUGCCGAGAACAAGACAAGCAUUGCUAACAUCAUUCUGUCGGGAAGGGGAACGGUAUUCUCUAGUGGUCAAUUGUUGGGAGGAUGA
Exophiala aquamarina CBS 119918 is the source of this 1125-nucleotide messenger RNA. RefSeq lists its product as uncharacterized. The record is from RefSeq and is a predicted model, not a curated record. Gene Ontology annotation, cellular component: cytoplasm. Lineage: Eukaryota; Fungi; Ascomycota; Eurotiomycetes; Chaetothyriales; Herpotrichiellaceae. Gene Ontology annotation, molecular function: isomerase activity. The transcript has 4 exons. The coding region runs from base 1 to 1125 and encodes 374 amino acids. Gene Ontology annotation, biological process: biosynthetic process.